Molecule: messenger RNA, 3165 nt
Organism: Epinephelus moara (kelp grouper)
Lineage: Eukaryota; Metazoa; Chordata; Actinopteri; Perciformes; Serranidae
Gene: sycp1
Product: synaptonemal complex protein 1
Exons: 34
Coding region: 1-3165 (1054 amino acids)
Biological process (GO): meiotic DNA repair synthesis; synaptonemal complex assembly; chiasma assembly
Cellular component (GO): synaptonemal complex; central element; transverse filament
Molecular function (GO): double-stranded DNA binding
Source: RefSeq, a predicted model, not a curated record
AUGGACAGAGACCGAGGCUUUAACUUCAAACUGUUGGUACCUCCCCGGGUGAAUAACAUGAAUACCGCACAGGUAUCUGCUGUUCGACCUCAGGAAGUCGUUGAAAAAAGUGGUGAUUUCACCAAUACUUCGCAACAGGUUUGCAGUAAAUAUUUUGAGAAAGAGCAGAGCAUGCCAUUACCCAAGACAAAUGUGGUGACACUAACCAAACCAACCAGACAAGACAAUACCAAGGUGAAAGUCGUGCCACCAAUGGAAAAAGGCAAGAGUAAUUGCAAUCCUGGACAGCUUUAUUCUGUGCUGUUUGAUGAAGUGGACAAAAUUAAGAGCUGGAAGGUCAAGGUAGACUCCGACACUGUGCAAAAGGAAAGGAAACUCCAAGACAACAAAAGAACAAUUGAAACUCAGCGCAAAGUCAUUCAGGAACUGCAGUUUGGACAUGAAAGUCUCAGCGUAAAACUGGAGGAACAGAUCAGUGAAAAUGAGGAUUUGAGGAAGAAAAACUGCGCAACAAGGAACUUGUGUAAUGUACUGAAAGAUACUCUGCAACACUCAGCUGAGAGAGUGCAUCUAUUUGAAUCUGAAAGAGAAGAAACACAUGGUCUCUUUAUGGAAAACAGUCGAAGUAUUCAGAAACUGAUAGAAGCAUUUGAAACCCUUCGCAUUCAAGCAGAAGCUGAUCAGCAAGAGAUGCGGAAAGCCAAAGAGGGCUUGCUGCAAUUUGAUGAUCUCAAAGAGAAAUAUCAUCAAGGAUAUAAUAUGAAGGAGAAAGAGGUUGCAGAACUUCAAACGAAAAUUAAGGAUAAGGAAAACGAGCUACAAACACUCCUGCUUGACCUCCAUGAAACCCAGGAGCACUGCAAACAACUUCAGGAUGCAACAAGUGAACAGAAUGAACUUCUCAGAAGCUCAAAAAACGCUCAGGAAUCCCUCCUUCAAAAACUGCAAACCACAGAGCAGCGCUGUAAAGAAACUGAGAAAAAUCAUGAAGCUACUGCUGCAAUGCUGGAACAAAGUAAAGAAGAAUAUGCAGAGAUGAUUCGAAACAAAGACUUACGCCUGCAGGAGCUCAGCAGAGUUAAAAAUCAACAAGCAGAGAAGCUGGAGCAGAUUCAGACAACCAUUCAGGAGCUACAGGAUUCACUAGCCGUAGAAAUACAGAGGGCCAAGGAGCUUGAGGAUAAACUCGAGGCGAACAACGAGGAACUUGAAAGGAGAAACACACUUUUGGGAGAGAGCAUGGAGCAGAGUGCAAAGAGGGAUGGGCAGAUCAAAAUCCUUGAAGAUGAAUUGGACAAAAAAUCUCAGUCCAUUGAGUCCAUGAAGGUUAAGAUAGACGUCACUGAAGUCAGAGUGGAGGAACUCACAGCUGAGCUUUCAAGGAAAACCGAAGAAGCCCAGCUAUUUAAGGAUGAAGCAGAGGCUGCCUUUGUGGAAAAUGACCGACUGAAAAAGGCUUGUGAAGCUGCUGAAAAGGCACAAGAAGAUUUAAAGGAGAAGUCCACAGUGAUCGAGAUCAGAGUGCAGCAGCUGGAGGGUCAACUGUCUACUGAAGUGAAGAAAAAUGAAGAAAACACCCUUCAGAUGGAACAACUGAGAAAAGACAUCUCACAGCAUAAAGUACAGUACAAAGAGCUAUUAUCCAACUUUAAUGAGCUGCAGUCUGAGAAGACAGCCAUUCAGCAGCAGUUUGAGAGCGGAUCCUCCAAUAUAAAAGCCAUUGAGGCAAAUAUGAAGGUGAGUGAGGAGAAGGCUGUGAAGCUCUCAAGAGAAAUUCAAGGACUGGAAGAAGAAAACCUCAGUUUACGAGAGGAAGUAAACACCAUUAAAAGCAAAACCCAGGGGAAAUAUCAGGAAACUGAGACUCUGCAGAAGAAAAUUGAAGGAACUUGUAAAGAGCUGCAGGAGAAAAUUACAGAAAAAGAAAACUGGAUCAAAUCCAUGGAAACAAAGCUGUGCAACCUCAGGAAGAAAUUUGAAGGAAAACUUAAAGCCCAGGAGGAAUACCUGAAAGAGAAUAAAAUGCUUAAGAAACAAAUGGCAAAGGGGACUGCAAAAUCCAGUCAACUUGAAACUGUGAUCCACAGUCUUCAGGAGGAGUUACAGAACCUUGAAAGACUGAAUGAAGAUGACCGUCAGAAAUUGCUUCAGGAUCUUGAGUCCAAAUCAACCUUUGCAGCAGAGCUUGAGAAUGAGGUACAGACGCUCAGAUCAACAGCAGCGGAGGCCAUCAAGAACAAGGAGGACACAGAACUCAAGUGUCAACAUAAGAUAGCAGAUAUGGUGGCACUGAUGGAGAAACAUAAGGGCCAGUAUGACCGGAUGGUUGAAGAAAAGGACGCAGAGCUUGAUGAGAUCAAGAAGAAAGAGAUGGAGGCUGUUGCCCAUAGGAAAUCACUGGAGUUGGCUCUCACCAAGCAGAAGACAGAUAAUGAUCAGCUGAAGCAACAGCUAAAGACAGAACUGGUAGAAAAGGAUAACAUGCAGAAGGAGCUGACUGAGCUGAAGAAAGAAAUGCCAUCAGUGAAAAUAAAUCAGCUCUCAGAAGCAAGAAACAAGCAGUCACCCACCUCAAACGAGAACCAAGGGAGAUUUUCAGAGACUCCAAAAGAGAGGUCAUCGAAGAGACACAUAUUUCACUUUUCCAAGGCCAUGACAGUGUCCUCCCAUAGCAAAGAUGAUGGAAGUGCUGCAGUUAUGAAGAAAGCUGAGGAUGGAGAAUGGAUUCAGGACACUGAAUCUAUCACAACAUCACGUGGAACAACAGCAAAGACCAAUGAAAUUCACAAUGAAGAACUGAAAACCCCAAGACAUGUCACAAACAGGGUUGGCAGAACCUCACAGAUCAAAUCCUACAGAAUAAGGACACCUCCUGCUGCUGAAAAGGCAGCGCAGUGGAAGAAGAGCACAAUAGAGCUUGACCCCAAGUCUGACAGCUCUGAUCAAAAUGAUCUCUUGACCUUUGCAAGUACGCCGGCACCUAAUUCUUCCACUUCACACUACAAACUCAACAUCUACAAAAAGAUCAAGAGCCCUGUCACUCAUAAAUCACCAGGGAACUCCUUAAAGUUAGCUGCAGUGAAAAGGAUGAGAGAUGCUGGUUGGACUGCUGUUACCGGCUGUGACAAAAAAAAGAAGACUACCAGUGAGAAAAUCUUUGGAUAA